Molecule: messenger RNA, 438 nt
Organism: Schistosoma turkestanicum
Lineage: Eukaryota; Metazoa; Platyhelminthes; Trematoda; Strigeidida; Schistosomatidae
Source: the annotation of a GenBank genome assembly
UAGGUAGAUCAAUGAGUUGAUAGAUACAUUUCACAGAAUACAAAUACGGAUGAUGUGUAAAACUUUACUAGUGACAUUGUUCAUUUUGUCAAUAUUUAUUACUAAAGAAAUUACAUGUUUUCUGGAUUUCAAAUGUGCAGAAAAAGGUGAAACAUGUACAAAAACAAUCAUUAAACGAUGUUGUGGUAAUCUUGUCUGUGAACUACAUGGACCAUUCAAUGGAAUAUGUGUAGAUUGUUUGAAAUUAGAAUCAGCUUGUAUAUCAGAUGAUGAAUGUUGUAGUAAAAGGUGUCAUUUUCUUGCUUGUAAACCAAAAAACAACUGAAUCAAUUCUCUCUACACUUUUACUGAUCAUAUUAUCUAUCAGGUUUCAGUAUUAUUUAGGUUAAAUAAUGUUAUUUCUAUCAUUUUGAAAAAAAUAAAUUGAAUUUUUUAAUA